AUGGACAUCGACUACACGACAAAGCCAAGCCUCACUGAGCUAGAAGCAUCAGUGCUUACGGAAUACCAAAACAUCAAUGCCACUUUGAUCCAACUAAAUCAAAGGCUAAAGAGCCUUACGAAUAAAGAUGACGCAGAUGGUGGUGAAAGUAUACGACUGGUUGAAACAUUGAGACAAAUGGAAACAAGGCUACUGCUUAUAUACACAUUCUUUAGGGGUGCUGUCUAUACGCUAUAUGCUGAUGUAGGAGAAGGUGUCGAAAAUGGCAAUGAAGAUUUGACGGAAAGUGUGGAUGAACAGGAGGACGAUAAUGGUACAGACUAUGAGGGCAGGGAAGAGUAUGACAAGGGUACAAAUGAGCUACUGAGUAUUUCCGAUACCUGA
This is a messenger RNA of Lodderomyces orthopsilosis Co 90-125, 384 nucleotides long. It is a transcript of the gene DAD3, whose product is annotated as Dad3p. Lineage: Eukaryota; Fungi; Ascomycota; Pichiomycetes; Serinales; Debaryomycetaceae. The record is from RefSeq and is a predicted model, not a curated record. Gene Ontology annotation, cellular component: DASH complex; mitotic spindle. Gene Ontology annotation, biological process: attachment of spindle microtubules to kinetochore. The transcript has a single exon. The coding region runs from base 1 to 384 and encodes 127 amino acids.